Electrophorus electricus (electric eel) is the source of this 2280-nucleotide messenger RNA. RefSeq names its product zinc finger protein-like 1 (gene zfpl1). Gene Ontology annotation, cellular component: Golgi apparatus. The record is from RefSeq and is a predicted model, not a curated record. NCBI's taxonomy places the organism in Eukaryota, Metazoa, Chordata, Actinopteri, Gymnotiformes, Gymnotidae.
UAUAGCGGAAGAGACGUGGCAAAAAUGUCCUUCCUGGAAAAAUGCUUCCAAAAGUGAAUGUGAAUCAAUAAACGUUUACAUUUACAUUGUUUAAGUUUACGUCGUUUGAGUAGUUGGAGCUAAACAUUGGGCUGUACUGACUUAGCUCAUUCGCAUUUGACAGGCAGACCAUGGGUCUGUGCAAGUGUCCGAAGCGGAAGGUUACGAACCUCUUCUGCUUUGAACAUCGUGUAAACGUUUGUGAACAUUGCUUGGUAUCCAACCACAAUAAGUGUAUUGUGCAAUCCUACCUGCAAUGGCUUCAGGACAGUGAUUACAACCCCAACUGCAGUUUAUGUAGUCAGCCUUUAAGUUCCCAGGACACUGUGAGAUUGGUGUGCUAUGAUCUAUUCCACUGGUCCUGUCUGAAUGACUUGGCCUCACGCCAGCCCCUGUACACAGCCCCAGCGGGUUACCAGUGCCCAACAUGCCAGGGCCCUGUCUUCCCUCCCCCCAAUCUGGCCAGCCCCGUGGCUGACAUGCUGAGAUCGCAGCUGUCCUCAGUCAACUGGGCCAGAGCAGGAUUGGGGCUUCCACUGGUUGAAGACAAACUUGAGGUUGAAGAGAGCGCAACCCAUGAUGUUACCGAUUACACAGACUGGACUUUUGACACCUCUACCAUGGAGCCAUCUGUCUCGUCCUCUGCCCUCGCCUAUGCUUUGGAUCCAGCUAUUGGUCCAACUCCUCCUCAUCAGCACAUGGGUCUCAGCCACAGCCCGCAAAACAACGGAGGCCUGGGGGUCCAGGAGCACUCUGUCAUCAACAUGAUCACAGCCACAGCACCAGACACCAUCACCAUUAGCAAAGCAUCAUCACCUAGGAAGUUGUAUGACACGCGUGAAUCCGGGAAUGCUUCGGUGACCCAGAUCGACUUUGACGAUGACAAGUAUCGCCGGCGGCCAGCCCUCAGCUGGUUUGCGCAGAUCCUGAAGAACCGCUUGGGCACCAAGAGAAAACCCCUCACACUGAAGCAGAAGAUCCUUAUACUGCUACUGGUGGGAGUCAUUGGCUUCUUCACUCUCAUUAUCAUCAUGGCCAAACUAGGCCGGGCCUCAGCCGACGAAGACCCCAACCUGGACCCCAUGCUGAACCCCAACAUCAGGGUGGGCAACAUGUGAAUGAGCUGCUUCUUCCUCUGGACCAGUGUGGUGCUUCGCUGCAAAAUCCAUCUUGGGUAGAACAAAACGGAGGCAGGAAUGGCAGCUUAAUUGGACUGCUCUGGAGUUCAGAGUGUUGGGACCAGCAAGUACCUGCCUCUUCUGGGGAAAUGAAGGGGAUCAAGAGCUUUUUCUGCCUGCGUGGGUGGGGGGGGGGCAGCCGGAGGAAAUGCCUCCCCUCCACCUUUCUGACUGCUAGCAGGAGCAAAAGUCUUGUACCUGUGAGGUGACUGCUGCAAUCUUCUGAGUUCUGUUGGAAUUUCCACCCUAAAAAAACAAGAAUGGGUGAAACUUUUAUUAGACCCUCUUUAAUUCUUCGUGAUGCUUUCAUGUGUCCUUGAACACAGUUGUCUGUUUAUCCUUGGUGGGGGGCUCGUGACUUUUUUUCAAAUAGCAAUACAGCUAAUUAACAUACUGCUUUAAAAGGCAUUAUAAUUUAGAUAUUUUCAGUUGAAUAUUCCAUUCACUAUGGUGUCUGUUACCAAAUCUGAUUUCUGCAAUUCCCAGUAGCUGCAAGAUUAGGGAGACAAAGGUGUGUGCAUGUAUAGAUCAAGUUCAUAAAGAAUUUUGUUCUGUACAUGGAAAGAAUCCUUACAUGACUCAUUUAAUUCAUCUACAUGUGUAAUCUGAGAGUAUUCCAAAUUAUUCAUGUAUUUUCAAUGUUUAUUUUCAGAUUAGAUUAACCAAAAAACUUUAAUGGAAACUCUGCUUGAGCUCAUAACACAAAACAGUUGGCAUGUGGCUUUUGCUAUUUGAGAUUUGUUUAUUUGGAUUUUUUUUUUUAAAUCUGAUUGAAAACUAUUGAUAAAAUCUCUGCUUGUUACACUACACUCCUGUUUGCACUUUGCCCACUCAGUCUAGUUUCCAUAUUUCUAGGUCUGCUUUUCUUUACUUUGAAAAGGUUCUAGAUUUGUAAAGGCAAAUACUAUACAGUAUGAAUAUUACAAAAGUCCCUGGACAUCCUGUGGCAGAGAGCUGUAGUGUGUUUGUUUAGUAUUCAGCUCUGAAAGAUAUUUGUUUUGAACUAACAGGAUUUCACUGUGUUCAUGUCAAUCUCUAUUAAAUUAUGAACUUUAUAAAAGAA